Quercus robur (English oak) is the source of this 780-nucleotide messenger RNA. RefSeq lists its product as uncharacterized. The transcript has a single exon. The record is from RefSeq and is a predicted model, not a curated record. NCBI's taxonomy places the organism in Eukaryota, Viridiplantae, Streptophyta, Magnoliopsida, Fagales, Fagaceae. The coding region runs from base 1 to 780 and encodes 259 amino acids.
AUGCAACGUGAAGUCGAUGAAUUGAAGAGGGAAUUGCGUCAUACUCGGCGAAGACAUUCGUUGCCCAGCUCCGAGUUGUCCACUGAGGAGAUAGAUGGUGCUAGUUAUAGACAGAGGUCCAGAACUCCACCCAGCAUGACUUUCUUCUAUGACGAGGAGUGCCACCAUAGACGUAGAUACAAGAGCCCGCCUCGCAAAAGCUUGGGGAACGAUGCCAUGAACAAGGCGCUGAGUCAAGUUUCUAAAUCACCCUUCACACGAAACAUAGAAGGUGCAAGUCUUCCUCGGCGAUUCCAUCAACCCACGUUCACCAUUUAUAAUGGUCGAACAAAUCCGGUAGAACAUGUCAGCCAUUUCAGUCAAAUGAUGGUCGUUCACUCCAAAGAUGAGGCCUUGAUGUGUAAGGUCUUUCCAUCUAGCUUGGGCCUAGUGGCGAUGAGGUGGUUCAACGGUUUAAAAGCGAACUCUAUUGACUCCUUUAAAAAACUCACCCGGGCCUUUGGUGCUCGCUUUAUUACUUGUAGCAGGGUUCCUCGACCUUUGGGAUUCUUAUUAUCUAUGUCCAUGCGGGAGGGUGAGACUCUGAAGACUUACUCAGAUAGAUACUGGGAGAUGUUUAACGAAAUAGAAGGAGAGUAUGAUGAUGUGGCCAUUAGCACUUUUAAGGCUGGUCUUCCAGCCGAGCAUGAUUUGAAGAAAUCUCUAACUGGUAAACUUGUUACCAGUGUACGUCAACUGAUGGAUCUGAUUGACAAGUACAGAAGGGUAAAAGAAGACUAA